UGGCCACAGUGCCGAUGGGGAGAAAGCCUGGCCUGGGUCUAACUUCAAUCCUGCCUGCUGCCAAGCGUGCCCCUUGCUUCUCCCUCUUUGUGCUCUGCAGAGAAGGAAUACUUGCCCCAUGGCUCAGGACAACCUAGGACUUGAGCCAUCCCGCUGCCCACUGCCCCUGCCACCCCAGGCAGCCCGUCUCCACUCAGGGCCUCAGCUUUCCAUCUGGGCAAUGGGCCUGAAGCUGGAUAACGAGGGAAGCCUCAGAGAUGGUCCCCGGGGGUCGGCUUCGCCUGCGGGACCCCAAAAGGACCAGGUCGGUCCUGGCUCCGCGCCCCCAGCCCGGCUGGAGAUGGAGAGCAGAGGAGACCAGACCGCGGGGGUGGGGGUGGGGGGGGAACGGGAGAACACUGCUGCAUUUCUGGUCCGAGUUCUUUCUUUUUUUAAAAUCACCGCAGUUGAAAGAGCGACUCCUCCCUCCGUCCUGCGCCUGCCACGUGGGCCGCCCGGCAGCCGCCCCUGUCCCCCAGCCCUCCCUGGGCUGGGCCGGGCCGGCAGCAGGAGCUUUGGUUUCACUUUGGUGCCACCGGUUUCACUUUCGGGCAGGAGAAGAAAAGAGAAGGCCGAGCAAGGGAUGGAGAGCGCACAGGAGGCUCCGCCGGCCACAGGGUCAGCCGCCUGCCCGCCGCCUCGGCCGCCGCACUCCCAUCCCAGGGGGCUGCCUCCUGACCUUACUCCUGGCCCGGGGAUUCUCAUCUCUCUCAGAGUCAAGGUCAAGGGGUCAAGGUCAAGUUCGCUAGUGAUUGUGGGCGGGGCAAGCCACCUCCUCCGUCUGGGCUCCUUUCCCCAAACCCACCCCCUUGAAAGUGGGGCUGAGAGUCACUCCACCAGCCAACAUCAAGGACAGUCCCACCACGUCCCCAGUGGGGAGCGGGUGGGGCAAGGUGCAAAGCAGAACAGGAUGUCGGGUCAGCUGACUUCCCCCGGCAAGAGACCCUUUGGCCCAGAAACCACUAGGAAGGAGGCUCCAUGUGGUCCGAGUCUGGGCCUGGAUAUGUGUGUGUGUUGUGGGGGGGGCGGGAGAGGACAGUGUCCCUGAAGCCACCUGCCGUGGCAUCUGUCUGGCAGACCCAGGCUGGAAGCCCAGCUGCUCUGCUGGCUUUCCGGCACACCUGCCCGGCUCUGGGACUCAAGUGUUCUCAUCUGUGAAAUGGGCGUGGCCUUGUUGCUUAGCCCCAUGCGCCCCUCCCCUCCUUGGGGGGCCCUGCUGCCCUUGUGCAGAAUGGGGGUCCACUGCCUUCUGAGCCUGAGAGCCACACCAGGGCAAGAACCGGGCCCCAUGCCCCUGUCUCUGCAGCACAGGUUCAGGGCCUGGUAGAGGACUCGCCAGACAGGACCGGGGAGUCACCCGAGGCAUAUGUCAAUAACAUGGCGUGGGCAAGAUAGACAAUGUGUGUGCCAAUGGGACAGGGUGGCUUGUUUUUUUAAUAACAGCUUCAUUGAGAUAUUAAUUCACCCACUUCAAGGGUAUAAUUCACUAGUUAGUACAUUCACGGAGCUGUGCAACCACUACCACUAAUUCUGGAACGUCCCAUCGCCCCAGAAAGAAGCCCUAUCCCUUCCCCUCCCCACCCCCGGCCCCCACGAGCCCCCUUCCCGUCGUGGUUGAGCCUGUUCCGGACGUGUCACCCACGUGGACUCACACCAAGUGGGCCCUUCUGUGUCUGGUUCCCUCCCUGAGUGUCGUGGGCUCGGGGUCCGUCCCCGGGGCCGCACAUGUGGGCGCCUCGCUCCUGCUCGCGGCCGAGGGACGCCCCCGUGCGUGGGGGGACACACUGUGUGUAUCUGCUCUUCAGCUGAUGGACAUCUGGCCUGUUUCCAGCCUGGGCUCCGGUGAAUCACACUGCUGUGAAUGGGGGCAGGUGUUACGGUGACCACAACAAGUGUUGACUAGUGCGUGUCCACCCCCCAAACCCACUGCCAAGUCCGAGGCCACGAAGAUGGAAGGUGGGAGAAAAUCCAACAAGCAGCGAUGCUGAAGGUUCACUGGAAGGGCGGCGGAUCUUCUCCAGGGCCCAUGUUCUGUGGCCCCACUGCCAAGCCUUGGCCUCCGGGGGUUCCCCUGCUGGGGAUGCCCCCUGCCCGAGGGCCCUUGGUGACCCUCCUUCACAGGCGGUUCUCGGCGAGAACACCCAGUCCACGGGGUUCUGCCUCGCUUUGCCUUUAGCCUUAUGGGCGCUGUGAGUUCUGUCCAGCUCUAUGGCCAGGCUGCGGACCCCGGAGCGGGGCAUCGGUGGAUCGAAAAGACAGUGACUGAGUCAGAAGAAAGCGUGGCUUUGGCGACGGCAGCAUGGCCGGCGCUUGUCCUGGGAGGGAGGCCGACUUCCGCCUCUGACCUGAGGCUUCCUGCCCGGCACAUACCUCCGCCCAGAGGGCUGGCUGAGCACCCUUCUCUGGACUCCCCACCUUCCAGAAGGUUCCGGGCCCCCUCUGCCCACAUCCCUCCUGCCGCACCGUGUCCUGGACUAUGGCCACAGGAAGUCCACUGGUCUGGGCAGGGAGGCUGGGACACAGAUGCUCUGCCUCUUGGUCCAUCAAACUGGGGUAGGGUUUAGGGCUGAGUCAGGCUCUACACCCUCGGCAUCGUCCCCGGGGUGCUGUGGGGGUGGAGCAGCACCCCCAGCCCCACCCCCUCGAUGCCAGGAGCUCCCCAGUGUGACCACCACAGACGUCCCAGACAUGGCCCAGUGCCCCCUGGGGGCAGGGUUGCCCUAGGUGAGACCCCUGGGGGGCCGCACACAUUUGGAUACACACACUGAGGGACAUCUGGCUGGCUCUGUCGGUGGAGUGCGCGGCUCCUGACCUCGUGAGCUUGAGCCCCACCUAGAGCUUACUUAAAAAUAAACAGAUAAACACACAGUGGGAGGGAGAGAGGGGGUGACUCAUAGACACCGAGGUCACCCUGGUUUGUACCCUGGGGGCUUUACUCUGGGGUCCAGCAUGAGC
This is a messenger RNA of Callorhinus ursinus (northern fur seal), 2994 nucleotides long. The record is from RefSeq and is a predicted model, not a curated record. Lineage: Eukaryota; Metazoa; Chordata; Mammalia; Carnivora; Otariidae.